Molecule: messenger RNA, 1518 nt
Organism: Fusarium falciforme
Lineage: Eukaryota; Fungi; Ascomycota; Sordariomycetes; Hypocreales; Nectriaceae
Exons: 5
Coding region: 1-1518 (505 amino acids)
Molecular function (GO): monooxygenase activity; iron ion binding; heme binding
Source: RefSeq, a predicted model, not a curated record
AUGCCUGCCCUUUCUCACUACUUUCAACGAAUGGACAAUGCCCCACCCCUAGGGGUAGCAAUUUUGGUUGCUGCUCUGGCGGUUUUGUAUUUCUUUGCAAGUGGAAUCUACUACGCCUUCUUCCAUCCUCUUGCAAAAGUACCAGGCCCACGCCUUUACUCCUUUACUCAGCUGCCCUUUUUCUACUACUGGAUUCAGGGCAACUGGGAGAGGAGACUGAAAGAGCUCCAUGACCAAUACGGACCCGUUGUGCGAUUCACCCACAAUGAUGUCUCCUUCAUCACGGCAGAUGCCAUGAAGAAGAUCUACGGCCACAAAACCAGCAUGGCACAGACGUUUGAGAAAGAUGCACUCUUUUACAAGCCUGUUCGCGACCAAACCGACAUUAUCAAUGCCAACACCGAGGAUCAUCGUCGGUUCCGCCGACUUCUCGCCCACGCCUUCUCGGAUCGAGCUUUACGUGGACAAGAAGAGAUCAUGCAACACUAUGUUGACAAGUUCAUCUUGCGCCUCAUUGAGCUUGCACACCAAGGUACAGCCAUUGACAUUGUUCGAUGGUACAACUUCACCACCUUUGACAUCAUCGGUGAUCUGGCAUUCGGCCAGUCAUUUGGAUGCCUCGACAGCGGCGGAUACCACCCAUGGGUGGCCAUGAUCUUUUCGUCUGUCAAGACAGGGCCGCUACGAGCCGCCAUGCAACGUCUCGGACUCGGCAGGUUUGUUUCACUCUUGAUGCCGGCUCACCUCAAGCGCAGCCUGGAAGAGCACUUCCAGCUGUCCAAGUCCACGGCCAUGAAGCGGAUUGAGAGUCGUGACACGAACCGUGAGGAUUUCAUGUCGUACAUUCUCCGUCAUAAUGAUGAAAAGGGAAUGACUCGAUCUGAAAUUGCCGAGAAUGCCAAGAUUCUCAUCAUUGCCGGGAGCGAGACGACUGCGACGCUGCUUAGUGGUGUGACCUUUCAGCUCUUGACCAACCAGGACAAGUAUGAGAGCUUGGUGAAAGAGAUUCGCACUUCAUUUACGAGCGAGCAGGAGAUUACUAUCGCCAGGGUCAAUCAGCUUCGGUACAUGAUCGCGGCUUUUAGUGAAGGAUCACGCAUGUAUCCACCGGUGCCUAUUGGCCUCCCCAGAGAGACACCCAAAGGUGGUGAGGAGAUCGAGGGCUAUCAGAUCCCUGAAGAUACCAAAGUGUCAGUCUCACAUUGGUCAGCCUACCAGAGCGAGAUCAACUUCCGCGACCCCAAGAUAUUUGUUCCUGAACGCUGGCUCGGCGACCCUCGAUAUGACGGUGACGCAAAGGAAGUGCUGCAGCCCUUUUCUAUUGGCCCGCGCAACUGCCUUGGGAAGAAUCUCGCCUAUGCUGAAAUGAGGCUUAUUCUUGCACACCUGUUGUGGAAGUUUGACCUCGAAUUGGUUUCGGAGAGUAAGAACUGGAAUGACCAAAAGGUUUUUAAUCUUUGGGAAAAGGGCGAUCUGAAGGUGAAGCUGACCCCGGUGGGAGAAGGAGGCGAGGAUUAG